Molecule: messenger RNA, 2686 nt
Organism: Pyricularia grisea
Lineage: Eukaryota; Fungi; Ascomycota; Sordariomycetes; Magnaporthales; Pyriculariaceae
Exons: 3
Coding region: 323-2020 (565 amino acids)
Biological process (GO): protein K63-linked deubiquitination
Cellular component (GO): membrane; endosome
Molecular function (GO): K63-linked deubiquitinase activity; protein binding; metal-dependent deubiquitinase activity
Source: RefSeq, a predicted model, not a curated record
AAAGCAAGCACACCCAAGCAGAUUCACGACUACACCAACACCUAACGAGGCAAAAACAAAACAAAGAUCUUCAGCGACCUAAAUUGCUCAUCCUACUAAUGCCAACACGCAAAUAAUCAUCUUUACGACCCUGUAGCCUUGUGGCGCGCUUUCACCAGCGCAAGCACAUGCUUCAUGAGACAACUAGUCCCUGAGGUUGUCGGUCUGUCAAGGACGACUUCCUGAUUGACUACCUGGAGGGAACUCACAUUUGGCCACCUCUACACUGAUCACGAACACCGAUACUUUUUUAACAUUGAGCGACUUCAACUCAAAAACAACCAUGGAAGCUCGCAUGAUGCCACGCCCGCGCCGGCGGCCAUUGACGAUUGCCGAAAUCGUGGAGCAGGCAGACCAGUUUGACUUUAAUACCAACAUUACCUUGAAACAAUGGGUCGGUGCAGCCGAGACUCUAUACCGUGAGGGCGAGAUUUACAAAGAAGAGGGCAACUUUGCCAAAGCAUACCUCCUCCUGCUUCGCCACUGCUCUUUAGUCCUGAAAAAGUUUCCCGAACACCCAUCGGCCCACACUCGUGACGGUCGCAGGCUGAUAAAGCCCCUACAAGAACGACUGACCCGUAUUAUCUCGGAGCUGGAGGAUCUUAAGAGGCAUAUCAACGAGGCGUACAACGAAUGGGAAAGACUGGUUAGGACAGGGCAAAUCGAAGACCGGCCCGUUCCCGACAGCAGGUAUGACCAGUAUGCGGCCCAGGACCCGGCGCUCUCAUGGAACAACGCUACUCAGGCCCAGUUGUUGGACGCUGGGAACAACCAGGAGCUGGCUGUGCGGCUGGCCAAGGAUGAUUACAUCCGGCGAGACGCGGCUAGGCGCUCGAUUCGUCAGGCCGGAGUGUCGGAAUAUGAGGAGCAAGUCCGUCGCAGUGGAGGUGUCUGGGAAGACUGGGAUGCCCGGAGGGGAAUGGGCCCACGUAAUAUGGUUGACGAUCGCAACGACAUACAACGCCAGAUUCAGGAGACUCGAAGGAGGCUGGAUAGGCCCAACGAACAAGACUCGGAAGCCGUGGUACGAGACUUUAGCCGUAAUGAUAACCGACCACCAAGCGCAGCUUCGAGAUCAUCAUCACGGCCCCCUAUCCCGAACCCGACCUCACAGCACUACAACUACCCUUCAGUCUCGAGACCGAGGCCGUUAAAUUAUAACUCAUAUGAGACAGCACCAGCACCUUCAAGACCACCAAAAGAGCAAUACCCAAGCUCUCAACACAGGCCAUUAGAGCCCUUUCCGCCUCCAAUACCACGAAAAGCUCCUGAAGCGGGGCGUGCCCCUCCUACUCUUCCACCCAAGACUCUAGACCAGCCAGAUGACAGGAGCGGUCAAAACUCGGUAUCUUCUGUGGACCGGGCGGUGAACGAACUCUCCAAGCGAAAGAACAUAACAUUCUUGCCGGCUGGCUACACAGAAGCCGGGAAACCUCUAAGACCCAUCUUUGUUCCGCGUUACCUCAAGGACAAAUUCCUCGAAAUAGCAGCCCCGAACACUAGACAAGGGCUAGAACUUUGUGGCGUCAUCUGCGGGAGGCCGAUCAAUAACGCGCUAUUUGUCGCCGCUCUUCUUAUUCCUAACCAGAUCUGUACCUCGGACACAUGCGAGACGGAAGACGAGUUCCAGAUUUUCGAGUUUUGCGACAAGGAGAACAUGAUAGUAAUUGGCUGGAUACACACGCAUCCGACGCAGACGUGUUUUAUGAGCUCGAGGGAUUUGCAUACCCACGCGAGCUACCAGGCCAUUUCGCCCGAGGCGGUAGCAAUUGUCUGUGCACCCAAAUACAACGAAUUUGGAGUUUUCCGCUUGACAGACCCUCCAGGCCUCCCGCACGUGUUGCGGUGUCCCCACACGAAUACGUUCCACCAGCAUGAACUGCCAGAGAGCGAAAUCUACAAGACUGCUCUGCACCCAGUCAGCCAUGUGUACAUGUCAGAUCAAAUAGAUUUUGAUGUCACGGACCUGCGGCCGAAGUGAUAGGGUUGUCUGGGGAUUCAUCAGGUCUGAUUAUGUUCAGACUUGAUUUGCUGGCAUUGAGUAGUGGACGUCGGUGGCUGCUAGCCUGCUAAGCAACAGCGUACUGUCACUUUAUAUAGUCUUGUAUUUUGUUUUUUGAUUCUGGGCUCAUCCUAGCUUUUUCUUGGGUCGUGGAGUUUUUAGGUGGUUCCAUUACUUCGAGUGGUAGGCGUUGGGAUUUGCGGAUCUCUGUUUGCCGGAGAGACUAAUCGUCUUGGAAUGCCGGUAAUUAGUCAUUUUGAUGCAUCUUGGCCCGUUCAUUCUGUUUCGUUUCGUUUCUGUUUCUUUCUUGUUCUUUUUGGCAUCGGGCCAUGAGCAUGGAGAGCAACAAAAGCAGGUCAUUUUGGAACUGGACCCGGGCAUUAAGAUGAAGUUUGACUGUUGUCACACCUAAUGACUGCAUUGUUUUCGACAGAAGCAGACAAUCGAUUUACAACCACUAAUUGGUACGUAUUAGAUAUCAAUAUGUAAGGGUGGGGGUCUGGUUCUGGGAGGAGGUCGAUGGGCUUGUUUGCUCUGAAGGAUAUACGGAAGAAAUUAAGAUUCGGGUGCGUCGAUAAGUUUGUGUACUUCGACCGCCCAUUCUAGCUGGCCAACCAACAGCCUCCGCAAAAGCAGAAUUCUUUC